Messenger RNA from Podospora anserina S mat+, 2019 nucleotides. RefSeq lists its product as uncharacterized. The transcript has 2 exons. Lineage: Eukaryota; Fungi; Ascomycota; Sordariomycetes; Sordariales; Podosporaceae. The record is from RefSeq and is a predicted model, not a curated record. The coding region runs from base 1 to 2019 and encodes 672 amino acids. Gene Ontology annotation, molecular function: FAD binding; oxidoreductase activity.
AUGAGCGUUCCUGGAUUUUUAAUGUCGAAUCUGCUCAUGACUUCAUGGAGGACGGCUCCCAAGGGCUGUAAUGGUUAUAUCAGGGCGAGUUCCUCCUGUUUCACUUCGAAUCUACUCCUCGCUAUCCUUCUCCUCGCCGGUGGAAUAUUAGCGAACGUCAGUACAAUCGAGCCAGAUCUUGACGAGCCUCUUCUUGUAGAGCAACGUCCUUUCGAGAUGGUCAACCACCAACUUUACACCACGACUGCGUUGUCGUUACUCACCCCACUCGCUCCCGGGCAUAAUUGGAACGGCACCGGGCAUAGUCUUAAUGGCACCAGCAGCUGCAAGUUAAUCCCUGGUGAUAGCACAUGGCCAGGAGACGGUGACUGGUCAGCCCUGAACGAGACGCUUGGUGGCCGCUUGAUUGCCUCGGUUCCCUUGGCUGCCGUGUGCCACAACGGGCCUUUCAACAUCUACAAUGAGACGAGAUGCGGCGAGGCGAGGGAAGGCUGGGAUAGGCCCGAGACUCACUUCGUCGAACCAGUCGAGUUCAACGCGCCCAUCUUCCAAAACGCCACUUGUGACCCUUUCACCUCCGUAGAUCAAGAGUGUGAGCUCGGCAACUACGUCAGCUACGCUGUCAACCUCACCACCGACACCGCUGCCGACGACGUCAAGGCCGGCCUCGCCUUUGCAACCCAGCACAACCUCCGCGUCGUGAUCAAGAACACAGGCCACGAUUACCUCGGCAAGUCCACCGGCAAGGGUGCCCUCUCCUUUUGGACCCACAACCUCAAGAACAUCUCUAUUAUCGAGGACUACAGCAGUGACGACUACAACGGCCCCGCCGUCAAGAUCGGGGCUGGCGUGCAAGGCUUUGAUGUUUUGGAUUCCCUCAAGGAAUCCGGCUACCUCACGCUCUCUGGCUCGUGCCCCACCGUUGGUUUGGCCGGAGGGUAUACCCAGGGAGGAGGGCACUCUAUUCUCACAAGCAAGUAUGGCCUUUCGGCUGACAACGUCCUCGAGUGGGAGGUUGUGACAGCAAAUGGCACUCUUGUCACCGCCACUCCGAAGGAAAACCAAGACCUGUAUUUUGCUCUUUCUGGUGGCGGCGGCGGGACGUUCGGUGUUGUCAUCAGCAUGACCACCCGCCUAUUCGAGGACAGAAAAGUCGGCGGUGCGAACAACUUUACCUUUGCCGCCGCGUCAGACAAGAAAGAAGAUGUCAACGCCUUUUGGGAUGCUGUCGGCUCACUGCAGAACUUGACCAUUCCGUUUGUUGACGCGGGGAACAGUCUGGUCUAUCUGAUUUAUGCCUGGCCUGACAGGAAGGUCCCCGCGUUGACGACGUAUAGCGUUACUGUUCCUGACUGUGACACGACGGAGUGUGUGGACACGGCGAUGAAGCCUUUUACGGAUGACUUGACGGCGAGGGGGGUGAAGUACGAGUAUUCGGCCAAGGUGUCGGAGACGUUUUUGGAGCAUUACAAUGCUUCGUUUGGGCCGAUUCCGUAUGGCUGGUAUCCGGUCUCGCAGGUGACGGGGGGGAGGUUGUUGCCCAGGGCGGUGGUGUCGGAUGAGGAGAUGGGGAAGAAUCUGACUGCGACGAUGAGGAUGGCUAUCCAGGAGAAGGGGUUCACUUUUGGGUGUGUUGCGUCGAGUGCAAAGGUUGGGUUGAGGGAGGGGGUGGUUUCUUCUGUGAAUCCUGCUUGGAGGAAUGCGAUGGCUUUCUGUCUUGUUGUGGGGAAGUGGGACUACUCGAUUGACAGGGCGGAGAUGAUGAAGAUGCAGAAGGCCUUGACCGAGGUGGUGCAGCCUGCUCUUGAUGCCGCUACGCCGGGGGGUGGGUGUUAUCUCAAUGAGGCCAACUUUGAGCAGGAGGAUUGGCAGGAGCAGUUUUAUGGGUUGGAGAAUUACAAGAAGUUGAGGAAUGUGAAGGAUACGUGGGAUCCUACGGGGGUGUUUUACGCUUUGACUGCUGUGGGUAGUGAGGACUGGGAGCUUGAUGGUGAUGGGAGGGUCUGCAGGAAGCAGUGA